UCAAUAGAGAAUGCCCACUUUUUCGCUGUGGCUGCCAGCGGGCUCUAAUAAUGUACACCCGUGCGGUGAUCCGUAUGCUCACCACCUAUUCAUGCGUUGUCUGUACCACGCAAAACACGAUCCAACGAUGAAAUUCGAUGUGAAAACCACAAAUGUGAACAAGACAAGUCAAGAGUUCAAAAACACUGGACUCCGUCGUAUGCCUGGAAUUAGUGCUGAAGAGAGCGGAGAGACGCAGACAUUCGAGACGGAGGACGAUAUUUUGGACUUUUUGGAGUACUUGAAGCCCGAGAGAGGUGAUGAUGAAGAAGCGGAGAAUGCCACGUGUGAUUUGUUCCGACAAUUCGCCAGAUUCGUGAAGGAUGUCGAGCAUAGGGAUACGGCUUUCAACACGGAACUCCUUCGUCUCGACAAGUAUCUCUCCGAACAAGAAACCAAAUUUCUGAUCUCCGAUGACGUCACGCAUAUUGAUUGCCUGGUCCUGACGAGAUUGCACUCGAUCCGUGUUGCCGCAAAAAUGCUGAAAAACUAUGAAAUUCCAGCCGAUUUAUCGCAUGUACUCGACUAUCUGAAAGCCGGUUACGCGACUGAAAUGUUUCGAGUUUCGUGUCCAUCCGAUCAGGAAAUUGUUCUUCACUGGACAGAGCUCAAGGAUACGCCCCGCUUGUCGGCUAAAGACCGAGCUAAACUGGUCCGCGAAGAGCCGGUAUUUUCAUUUUCCGUCUGAUUUUCCUAAUAAUCGAAGGCUCUAAUAAAAUGCUUCUU
Messenger RNA from Caenorhabditis elegans, 765 nucleotides. It is a transcript of the gene exl-1, whose product is annotated as Chloride intracellular channel exl-1. NCBI's taxonomy places the organism in Eukaryota, Metazoa, Nematoda, Chromadorea, Rhabditida, Rhabditidae. The transcript is spliced from 3 exons. The record is from RefSeq and is marked reviewed. Gene Ontology annotation, biological process: chloride transmembrane transport. Bases 11 to 727 code for a protein of 238 amino acids. Gene Ontology annotation, cellular component: cytoplasm; membrane; Golgi membrane.